AUGAGGAUCCUGCUUGUUUUCAGCAUUUUCUCAGUGGCUCUGUGUAGCCGAAGGACUUUUGUUGGAGAUCAGAUUCUUCGAGUUCAGGCAAAAGACAAUGCACAGCUGGACAUACUGAGAGAGCUGGAAGCCAUGAAACAUUUACAGAUUGACUUCUGGCGCAGUCCUGCGAGACCUGAGCUGCCUGUGGAUAUUAGAGUUCCAUUCACCACUUUACAACGUUUGAAGGUGUUUUUGGAAUCCAACGACAUUGACUAUUCUAUUAUGAUAGAAGAUGUCCAGGAAUUACUGGACCAGGAGCAGCAGGAAAUGAAAGCUUCAAAGUUCCAUGAGAGAAGCAUUAACACCUUCAGCUAUUCAACAUACCACACACUAGAUGAGAUUUACAGCUGGAUUGACAGUUUGGUGAUGGAAUACCCAAAACUGGUCAGCAAAAUUGAUAUUGGUCAGAGCUAUGAAGGUCGCCCAAUAUAUGCUUUAAAGUUUAGUACUGGGGGAAACAAACCAGCAAUCUGGAUUGACACUGGAAUUCACGCCCGAGAGUGGAUUACCCAGGCUACCGGUAUAUGGACUGCUAAAAAGAUUGCAAGCAAUCAUGGGGUUGAUGCAUCACUUACUAGUAUUCUGAACAAAAUGGACAUCUUUCUGGAAAUUGUCACCAACCCAGAUGGUUAUGCAUACACCCAUAGCACGAAUCGCAUGUGGAGGAAAACCAGGUCUGUUAAUGUGGGUUCUUCCUGUAUUGGUGUGGACCCCAACAGGAACUGGGAUGCUGGCUUUGGAGGUCCUGGAUCCAGCAGUAAUCCAUGUGCUGAGACAUACCAUGGAGCAUAUCCCCACUCUGAGCCUGAAAUCAGCUCAGUUGUGGACUUUAUAUUGGCUCACGGUAAUGUGAAGGCUUUGCUUACCAUACACAGCUACUCUCAGAUGCUCCUCUUUCCGUACGGCUAUACUAGUAACCUGGCACCUGACCAUCAGGAACUGAAUGAACUGGCUAAAUUAGCGACAAACGCUUUAUCAUCUUUGCAUGGAACUAAGUAUACUUAUGGAUCAACCAUAGCUACCAUCUAUCAAGCAGAUGGCACAACAACUGACUGGGGCUAUAAUAAUGGCAUCAAAUAUUCCUAUACAUUUGAGUUAAGAGACACUGGGAGAUAUGGCUUCAUCCUUCCUGCUGAGCAGAUCAUUCCCACGGCAGAGGAGACAUGGCUGGCCCUCAUGGCAAUCAUGGAACAUGUCAGGGACCACUCAUAGUGAAAAUCUACUGUACAGGGAAACUUUUGUUCCA
Pseudophryne corroboree (corroboree frog) is the source of this 1288-nucleotide messenger RNA. RefSeq names its product carboxypeptidase A1-like. NCBI's taxonomy places the organism in Eukaryota, Metazoa, Chordata, Amphibia, Anura, Myobatrachidae. The record is from RefSeq and is a predicted model, not a curated record. The coding region runs from base 1 to 1254 and encodes 417 amino acids. The transcript has 11 exons. Gene Ontology annotation, biological process: proteolysis. Gene Ontology annotation, molecular function: metallocarboxypeptidase activity; zinc ion binding.